AUGGCCGAAGUUUUGCCGGAGGAUGGUAUGUUUUCUUCUAAAUUUCAAAAUCAACACAAAAAUCAAUUACUUCGUCAGAAUUAAUGUCAACAUUUAAGGGUUUGAUGAUUUAUCGAACACGCUUGGAUUGAUUCCAUCGCAGAGCAACGGAGAGAAUUCGCAGUGGGCAAAUCUCAGUGAUCAAGAUGUUUUGAGGAUUUAUUUUCUUGUAUCAACGACACAAUCGAAAUCUGGUUCGUUCGAUUGAAAAAUCAAGAAUUUUUUAUUGCAAUGUAGAAUUCUUCCAGCCAUGGACAAAUAUUUUGAUCUCGAAACCAUCAAAAAUGAAGCAGAACUUCGCCGAAUAAUCUCCGACGGCCCAAAAUUGUUACAGAUCAAAGUGUGCAGUGCUUGCGCGGAAGAUGUUGACAAGUAAGACGAACGUGUUCAAUUCGAAAUUUACAUAAUAAAUAUUUAGGUGUUCAUGCUCAAAUUCCGCCCCAUCCGCAGAACUGGUUUUCGCCGAUUUGGAGCAAAGAAUGACAACUAUGAUCAAGACGUAUGGAGAUGAAAUUCGUUAUGCUCACGAACAAAUUCGAAACGGAAGUGUUUCAUCGUCACCAAUGUCAUGUUUGCGGCUCCGCCAAAUUCUUCUCUCCGAGGAUCAAUCAUCGACGCGAAUUCAUCUCAUCACUGGUUUUGAUGGGAUAUCUAUUAAAAACACUAAGUAAGCUUGCCAAUGCUUCUUUUCUUUAAAUAUUAAUGUUUCAGGAGGAAGGUGUGGCCACUAACACUGCUCCCGUUGGAUCUUCCAGACAAAUCAAGAUCAUCUAUUCGAGCUGUGACAGUCGCAGCAAUCUACAUUUCUCCAGUCGAUCCGAAUUGGAAAAUUCACGACCGAUUCAUGAAAUGGGCACAAAAUGAAUUGCAACAGAGCAUAUUUUGGAAAAACUGGACGUACAGCGCCACUAUCAUAACUGGCAUUCAUGACGACCCCGUAAGAAGCUCUCUGGUCAGAUCAUAUUGUUUCACACUUCGUUUCAGGCACGCCGAAAAGUAUAUGCGAUGAAGGGCCAUUCGUCAAAGGCGGCAUGUCCGUAUUGUGUCUCUCAAGGCACUCAGCAGAAACAGUUUAAUGAAACUACUGAACGUGAGACUCGUACAUUGAUAUUGUCAAAAAAUUGAAUCACCGGGAGCACCCCAUGAUGGAAGUGCCCGGAAUGGAACUGACCCAGAAUAGAACUGUGCGUGGAGUUUAUGGUGAGAACAUUAUCAAUUUCCUACUUUUAAAUCGAAAAUCUCUCUUACAGCGACCAAGCACGUGCCGACAUGA
Caenorhabditis sp. 36 PRJEB53466 is the source of this 1312-nucleotide messenger RNA. Lineage: Eukaryota; Metazoa; Nematoda; Chromadorea; Rhabditida; Rhabditidae. The record is from the annotation of a GenBank genome assembly.